AUUAACCCGAGUCCUAAUUUCUUCAUUUGAAAAAAAUCAGGAAUCCAUCUCCACUGGGUCUAUUUGCGAAGGAAAGCACCUUUUGCCAAUUUUUCUUCUUUGGAUGACCGCUACUGGCGUGCAUGCCUUAGUUGCGCAUAGUAGGUCUUGCGUGAUAGCUAGAUAACUGAACUAAUCUCCCCGAUUGGGCUCAGGUGGGCAGGGACCAUGUCUUCCCUCUGCAUCCCUCCCCUUCACUAGCACUUGGUACAACGUGGUGCCUACGGGAAAGGAACGGAAAUCUAACUUCCCUUACCCUAGGAGAACACCAGCCCUCUGACACCUCCAGCAACACUUGUAUCAGAAAUACCCGACAUGAAGGCAGGCGGAGCAUCCCAGGGGGCGGGGACAAAGGAGGGCGGGAUUUAGCACGCAGCCAGAGACCAGUCUCCGCGCCGGGUGCGCGCUUGCGUGCUAAUUCUUUUAGCCAAGAAAGCCGGACGGCGCAGGCCGGAAGUGAGCGCGUAGAAGGUGACUCGAUUUCCUUUCACUCUCUGGCCGGCGUGGAGUUUGUUUUGCGCUUGUCCGUGGAGGCGGCGGAGGCGACGGCGUAAUGAAGAAUAAGCAUUUCCUCAGAAUAGCUGCUGAGAAGCUAAUGGAAGCCUGCCCGGGCCAGGCCCGGUAUCUUCUCUGGGAGUACACUACCUCACAAGAUGAAAAGUCUGUUUCAGAAGGCCAAUGUCCAUAUUGCUACCAGUUCCUGGUGCUGGAUAAAUACAGAGUUCGCCUCAAGCCCAAGCCAAAACUAACACCAAAAGUAAAGAAACUUCUUAAUCGGGAAUCAAAAAAUUGUAGACUCACUUUUAAAGAAACAAAGAUUCUUAAAAAGUACUGGGAGUCCAAAAGUAUUCUGUUGGUUACCUGCAAAGCAUGCAACAAAACAGUGAGGUAUAAUGGUGAAAGCAGACACUUCCUGGCAGAAAUGAAAAAUAAUCUUAGCACCCCCAAGAUCAAACCUGGCAUGAAGACACCGGAUAUAAAAGCUUCAGGAUCUACAAAGAAAAAGAAGAAAUCCUUCAGCAGUAAUAAAUCUGGUUCCAAAGACAGUAGUCCAGCAUUGAUUUUCAGAACACCUACAUCUGGACAGUCAACACCCGGUUCCUCCUCAAAGAGUCUCAGCAAAAUGAAGCAUCAUUUAUCUCAGCUGAAAAUGAUGCUUAAUAGUGAAGAAAGCCAAAAGACCCCAUCAAAGGAUUUCAGAAAUUUCUUGUCCUUACUUUAAGCAGUGAAUUUGGUGAUGGACAUUAAUAGUUGUUGACAUUGGAGCAGUUGCGGGGGUGGGGGGGGGCAGUCUGCUUUGUCCUCACAGCAGCAAACAAUUCUCUUUGACAUCCUUUUCAGUACUCUUUAACUGAUAUUUCUGGAGUGCCUGGCACAUAGUAAGAACUUAAUAAAUACCUACCGAGUUGUGCUUGGCCUCCCUGGGAAGGAUAAUACCAUGGGAAUGCAUAGCUGACAUGACAUAUGAAGUCACAUUCCAGCUUUAAUGUGUUAUAUAUUUAACAUGGGGUAAGGUUGGAGGCAUUUAUUAAAAUUGUGAUAUCAUAUCAGCUACCAGUUUUAGUCAUUUACAUACUACUUGUUUUUAAGAAAAUUGAGGUCUACUGCCAGAGUGUCCAUUCUUCAGCAAUUCUUCCAAGAAUUAAAUUCAUCUUUCCUCAUUCAUUCUACUGAUCAGUGGGUUUGUACUGAAAAAUGUAUUUGUUAACUUUGAGUGAUCCCUCUUUUCUGAGUGCAGAAAUGUACCGUCUGUACAAUUUCCUUUGGAGAGAGAGAUAUAAAUACAUACAACUUUUAGUCAUAUCUCUCUUCCUGCUCUUAAUUUAUUCUUGGAAAAAUCUAUGGUAAUAUUUUACCCAAGAAUGUAUUUUAAUUUCUAGGCCUAGACCAUUUCUAGGUCUAAAAAUUUAUUUCAUAAUGUAACAUAGCAACUUCUAAUUUUUUUCAGCAAAAUUUAUCCUAAGCUAAAAUGGCACUAAAGCUUUCUUUUCAGGUUAUUUACUGCUUUGGACUGUGUGCUGCUUUCUAUUAUCUUCUUAUGGUUAAAAACCUCAGUGUUUUUCACAAUUUAAAACUUUCUAGGUCAGGAAUUAACAGCUUUUCAAAAGGGGUUUCCUAAGAUUGGCUUUGCUCAUAAUCAAAUUCUCACAAGUUUGGGGAUAUACUUGCACCUGGCUUUUAAGGCUAAGAUGGCUGAUUCUCUUACUCUUGAGAUGGGAGUAAAUUGUGAACACUCCCACAAUUGGAGAUAAGUUUAUCACACUUGCCAAUUUUUCUCCCCCUUUGGAGAAAAAAAAAUUCUAAAAUAAGGCAGGGGAACUUGUAAUUUUCAUCUUCCAGCUCUGCUGGAAGUGGCCAAGCACUAUCAGUGCAAUCCUACAUAAUAACCCUUAAAAUACUAGAAGUCAGUUGUUUUCUCACCUCUUCCCUCCACCCCCAAGUCUUUUCCAAGCUAAUCACCCACAGUUUCUGUGACCAGUUCUCAUAGCUUAAGAUCUUGAGGCUCUUCAUUCCAUUCAGUCCCACUAAACAAGUAAGUGGCUACUAUAUAGUGGUCCCUAGGGAUUUUUUUUAAGGUCUCUGCUAUAAUGAACUUACAUUCCACUGGGAUGGUGUAGGAAACUACAUGGAUACAAAUACUAUAAUUUAGUACAAAUCACCUCAGGGUAAUUUGAGGAGGAAGAGGUUGUUAACUAGGUCAAGAAAAGUUUCACAGAAAAUGUGACACUUGGUUUCAUCCAUUAAGAAUGACAAGGGUGUGACCUUGGGCAAGUUACUUAACCCCAAUUGCCUUGCCAAAAAAAAAAAGAAAAAAACCCAAGAAAGACAAGGAGUACAAGAGAAAUGAGGGAAUCCAUUCAUGUCCCUCGGCGGCUUGUGUCAGUACACAGAGCUGGGAAUUGUUGAAUUCAGAGAACAUCUAGUCCUUCGGUCUGGCAUGUGUGCCAUAGCAUGUGUGAAGGGUAGUAAUAACUCCUAAGAAGUGGAUGGUGGGGGUGGGGAAAGGAACUAAAUGCUAAACUGGAAAGAUUAUGUUGUGUCUAGGAGGAAGUGAGGAGUUACUGAAGGUUUCUGAGCAAGUCAGUAAUGUGGUCAGAUCCUUGCCUAGGAAUACAUUAUUUUGGCAGGGAGGAAAAAUAAGCACCAAAGGAGAGAUUUUAAAAAUUGGAGGAGGAAUAGACUGGAGAAUAAAAAAAUGAUAGAAAUGAUUAGUAAAACUAAAAGCCGGUUUGUUUUUUUCAAAAAGACUAAGGAAAUUAAUAAACCUUCAGUUUUUAAAUAA
Molecule: messenger RNA, 3322 nt
Organism: Trichosurus vulpecula (common brushtail)
Lineage: Eukaryota; Metazoa; Chordata; Mammalia; Diprotodontia; Phalangeridae
Gene: RMP24
Product: chromosome 1 C18orf21 homolog
Exons: 5
Coding region: 593-1261 (222 amino acids)
Source: RefSeq, a predicted model, not a curated record